CCGCUUCUUGAUUUGCAUUAUUUGCAUUUGCACAUACUGUUAUUAAUGCAGCUUGCAACUACUAUACGUAGUUGAAUAAGGAAUCGAUUUAUUUUAAAUCAAAAUAGUCAAGUUGGGUUAAUUUUUUUAUUAACAAGUGCACAUCGUCUUGAUACAAACAUGCGCUGUCAUUUUUUUUGGAAGGUUUCUCUAUCAUUACUGCUAAUAUUGGCUCACAUAUCAGUACAAGCGAAAAAACAAAAGACAUCAGUAAUUACAGGAAUAGAUGAAAUAAAAGAAUUUAAAAAGUUACUUAGGACUAAAACAAAUGUGUUGAUAUUGUUUGUAAACAUAGUGAAGCAGUCUCAGAGUGUAACCGAUGUGUUCAAGGAGACUGCGGAUAUGAUGAAGGGUCAGGCGACAUUAGUUAUUGUUGACUGUAGUACUAGUGAAGGCAAGAAAUUAUGUAAAAAAUUAAAAAUAUCUCCUGACAAACCUUACACUAUAAAACAUUAUAAAGAUGGAGAGUUCCAUAAAGAUUAUGACCGAAGUGAAUCAGUUAGUUCCAUGACUAACUUCCUCCGGGACCCUACUGGAGACUUGCCAUGGGAAGAAGACCCAGAGGCCACUGACAUAUACCAUUUGCAAGAUGGAGAGGCAUUGGCGAAAUUUUUGAAAAAAGGUGCAGCUGCCUACAAGAGAUGUUUGAUAAUGUUCUACGCCCCUUGGUGUGGCUACUGCAAGAGCAUGAAACCAGACUACGUGUCGGCGGCCGGAGAUUUGAGGGGUGAAGCUCUGCUGGCAGCGAUCGACGUGGCCAAACCCGGCAACGCCAAGAUCAGACAACUGUACAAUAUCACCGGUUUCCCCACCUUGCUGUAUUAUGAGAAGGGCCACUUGAAGUUCCCUUACAACGGCGAGAACAAGAGGCAGGCGAUCGUGGACUUUAUGAGGGAUCCCACGUCGCUGCUCAAACAGAAGAAAGCCGAGCCAGCUGCCGACGAGAGCUGGUCUCAGGACUCUGAUGUUGUACACCUGACAGAGGCCAACUUCAAGUCCGUAUUGGCGGCGGCGGAGCACGCAUUGGUCGUGUUCUACGCACCGUGGUGCGGCCAUUGCAAACGCAUCAAACCAGAGUUCGAGAAGGCUGCCACUAAGAUAAAGUCAGAAAAGAUUAACGGCAUCCUGGCCGCCGUGGACGCGACGAAGCAGCCUGAGCUAGCGUCGGCCUUCGGCGUCAAGGGCUACCCGACGCUCAAGUACUUCAAACGCGGCGAGUUCAAGUACGACGCUGGGCACGCGCGCCAGGAGGAACAGAUUAUUAGCUUUAUCAAGGACCCGAAGGAGCCGCCGCCGCCACCGGCGCCCGAGCGGCCCUGGACCGAGGAAGAGUCUCCCGUGCGUCACCUAGACGCCUCCACCUUCCGGACCACGCUGCGGAAGGUCAAGCAUGCCAUCGUCAUGUUCUACGCUCCAUGGUGCGGGCACUGCAAGAGCACAAAGCCCGAGUUCGUGAAGGCGGCCACGCGGUUCGCGGACGAGCUGAUGGUCCUGUUCGGCGCCGUGGACUGCACGGCCGAGGCCAAGCUGUGCGGCGAGCACGGCGUGCGCGGGUACCCCACGCUCAAGUACUACAGCCACUUCGACCGCCGCGUGCUGGACUACACGGCCGGCCGGCAGGAGGCGGACUUCGUGUCGUACAUCCACACGGCGAUGGGCGAGACGGCGCAGAAGGCGGCCGCGUCUCCGCAGGCGGCCGGCUUCGGCGGCAGCGUCACGCUCUCCUUCGACGCUGACUUCGAGGCCACCAUAGGUAGCAGCAAACCCGUCUUCGUCAUGUUCCACGCCAUAUGGUGCGAUCAUUGCGUCGCCGCGAAACCGACUUUCAGUAAACUAGCGACGGCUCUCAAAACGGAAAACUCCCCGGUGACAGCGAUAGCGGUGGAGGCCGACAAGAACCCGAAGGCCGUGGACGUGGCCGGCAUCCAGACGCUGCCCACCUUCAAGAUGUUCGCCAACGGCAAGCUCCUCGCCGACUACGAAGGCGACCGCUCCCUCGACGACUUGCUCAAGUUCUGCAAGACUCAUGCCAAUGUAAAGGACGAGUUGUGAUCGUUGUGGUAUUACACUCUAUUUGUACUGCGAGUCAUGCUGCAGUACCACGUCGAUCAGUACUAUUCCAUAUACUUAUUCAUACUUAACAACAUUUCGUCGCUGAUGAGCGAUGAGACCAUUUGGGUACUCGCUUUCCUAGUGAAUGAGCUCCUCUAACUGGUUUUAGUUUUAGAAAUUUUAACACAGAUUGCAUAUCGAUUUUUCAUGUUACAGUAACUCCGGUUGGAUCUUUACCUGACUUUUUCGUAAACGCGUCAAUGUGAAGUUCUGGAGUGAGGUAAAUUUUAUUGUAAUGACGUAAGAUCGAUUUUUGACCUCAACUUAUUCAUUUUACAUGACAUCAACAAAACCCGCAUUAGAGUAGAGAUUACAAAAUUCCCAUCAUACAGGGUCGAAUUACGUGAUCAUUUUACCCUGUUAAUGUCGUUGUUUUUCUUAUAGUAUUAUAUAGUACGACUAUGUACCAAAAUCAAUGCCCAUUUAAUAUUGAGUCGUAAUUAGUUAAUAAACAACAGUCGUAUAUCACAAUAUAUGUACGUAGUUUGGCCUGAUACAUGUAUUUAGAAGUUAUUUUUAUCUAUCAGUAUGCCUAUUGGUUGUAUACCUAAUGGUAGGUAGGUAUGUUUUAUAGUACAAGUUAUCAGAAUAUUAUUUUAAAUAAGUAUAGCAGUUUUAAUUAGUCAUGCUUUAAACUGUUCUAAGAGACUUUUUCUAAAAGUAAUGUUCUCUGUGCGUAUAUAGGUACAUAUGUAGACUAUGUAGUAACUUUAUAUCAAGACAAUGCUGGCGAAAAGGUUAAGUACCUACAAGUACAGUCUGGCUAACAACUCUUUGUUUUGCUGUUUUCUCACACAUAUUGAUGUGACGGCACUACGAUGUUGCCAAUUUUUAAUUUCUGCUCUUUUUAGCCAGACUGUAAGACAGCUGAUGUUGAUGCUAAUACAGGGUGAAAUUGUGAAGGACCAUCAGCCAUACUUUGCAUAGUGACUUUUGAAGUCACAAUGAACAACUGAAAUUGCGAAAAAUAAUUGGCUGUUGCAUACAUUCCGACUGACAUGAGCCGCUUAUUUCUUUGAAACAGCCACUUUUUUGCGAUUUCAGCAUUGGUUCCAUAAUAAAAGUUGUUAAUUAUGAAUAGAAUAAAAUAGAAACACUUUAUCGA
This is a messenger RNA of Leguminivora glycinivorella, 3256 nucleotides long. Its product is annotated as protein disulfide-isomerase A5. Gene Ontology annotation, molecular function: protein disulfide isomerase activity. Gene Ontology annotation, biological process: protein folding. The record is from RefSeq and is a predicted model, not a curated record. Gene Ontology annotation, cellular component: endoplasmic reticulum. Lineage: Eukaryota; Metazoa; Arthropoda; Insecta; Lepidoptera; Tortricidae. Bases 160 to 2091 code for a protein of 643 amino acids. The transcript is spliced from 12 exons.